Messenger RNA from Adineta ricciae, 1704 nucleotides. The record is from the annotation of a GenBank genome assembly. Lineage: Eukaryota; Metazoa; Rotifera; Eurotatoria; Adinetida; Adinetidae.
AUGGCUCAGCGAUUUACAACAACAACAACAACAUCAUCAUCAAUUGCAAAUGAAUUAUCAGCAUUGUAUUCGGAAAGUGAUCAAUUGUAUUCAGCUCAUAUGAACAAUGAUUCGCCCACGGCGUCUCCAUUUCGCACUCCAAAUCGAAUGAGAUCAGGUUUAACAAUGAUCGAUAAUGAUGAUACAUUUGAUAAUACCUUAUCUACAACAAUUUGUAAUCCGUACGAGAUUCGUACACUCAAUGAAAACAACAUGGCUCGUAAGAUGAUUCUACCAGUGUUUCCACCAGAUGGAUUGAGAUCGUCAACAACAGAUACAUCAUCGAAAUCAGUUCAUCUGUUAUUAACAAAUGUCUGGCUUGAACAAUUCAGUGAUGAACAAUUUGAACGCAUACGUCGUCAUGCAUAUUUACCACUUUUUAAAUUAGAAAUGGACAAAAGUGUUCCUCUCAAUACAGAAGCAUAUAAAACAUGCAUGAAACAUUCCUAUAUGUGGAAUUUCUACCAGCAGUUGUAUGUUGAUACAAAAAAGCGUUUUCGAGUUGAUAUAGCACUCAUUGAUUACAAUUUGCAACGUCUCCAUGAAUGUCUUACUACCGUUACUACUCAACGUAAUCUUAAUCAAAAGUCCUUAACUUGGGAUGAGAUGAUAUUAGCAUUGGAGUUCUAUUUACAAAUCGAUGUUGAUACAUUCUGUUUGAAAACAUGCUCAUUCAAUAAUGUUCAACCACGGGUCUAUGAUCAUCAACGAGAAGGUCUCUUUAGUCUUGCUCUACCAGAAGCACGAUUUGCAAUUAGACCAUGUAAUAGUCGUUAUUGUCAUUGUUGUCAUUCACCAUGUCAACGUCGUUAUACAACUGAUGAGUCUGAACAUCAUCAAGCCAUUCCUUUUUCAAUUCCACAUAUUCAUCAGUUCGUGAAUGGGUAUGAAGCUAUUUUAAAUUGUCCAGCAACUUGUGAAACAACGGAUUGUAUCUAUGUAUUAACUUGUCCAUGUGGCAAAUUUGAUUAUAUUGGUCAUACAGUUUCAUCGUUUGCAACAGCAUUGGCAUAUCAUCGAGAAGAAGGUAAUCGGAUCAUGCGAGAAUUCUUUCUUGGUGAAAUCAAUACUGAAUAUCUUACACAUCGUCUGAAAUCCGAAGAAAAACGAGCCAACGAUCAAUUAUGGCUCUAUCAACAUUCAACACAAUGUUCGGCUGCUUUAGAAAUCUUCUUGGAUGAAAAUCCUAGUUAUUGGUGUUUUGUACCAACAAAAGUGGCUGCUCCGAGUUUGAGCAAUACACCUUCUCGAAAUUCACCAUCUCUUCGAACAAGCACUGAAUCGUCAUUUACUUCAGUCGAUGAAUCUACACGAUUACGUGGUGAAGAAGAAAUUCGUUUUCUUCUGCGUAAUAUACCGAAACCACCAUCAGGCUUCGUAUUCUCUGCUCAACAACGUCAACAACAAGCACAAUUCUUUCAAUCAGCAAGAGAUCGUAUUGUGCCACGUGAUCUUCCCGAUCUUUACAAUGCAGAUAUUAUUGCCGUUUUACCUAGUCAUUCAUCUGAAUUAUUGUGUGCAUUGAUUGAAUCAUUAUUUAUCACACAUACGGAAUGCAAUUUGAAUCAAACGGGAGAUUUAGUAUAUGAACGAAAGAAUCCAAUUGGUGCUUCAAACAGUAUCUGGUGUGCUAAUCUUGCACGUUAUGUAUGGCCACAUUUUUAA